AUGAAUCAUUAUUUGGUUGGGUUGGGUUUUGACGAAUUACACAAGGAUUACAAAAUUAUUAGGGUAAUUUAUGUUAGGGAUGAUAAGGGUAUGCACUUUGGGGAGGUAAUUCCUUUUGUCGAGAUUUUCAGUUUGAAGGAAAAUGUUUGGAGACAGAUACCAAAUUCUAGAGUUUCAAUACUUGUCGACAAAACUGAAGUAUAUGCUAAGGGUGUAUAUUACUGGGUGGAAAUGACACCCGAAAUGCCUACCCGUAAUGUUUUUAUUAUGUUUUUCGAUUUUCAAACGAAGAUGUUUAGGGAAUUCGAAAUUCCUACUGUUGUCCCCCAUGUUCCCGAUUCCCCGUUCACCCUUAUGCGGUUCCAAGAUUCAGUUGCUGUGUGUGCUGUAGACGCAGCCGUCACUGAUUUCAACCUUUCAAUCUGUUAUCUUUUAUGGGUGAUAACACAUGAAAAUGGUGUUGUCACCGUGACUGAUCAUUUCAUGACGGUGCUCACUGAUUUCGGGAUUCCCUUGGGCAUCACGGACAAUGGAACGCUUAUCAUAGAAGCAUUUUGCCCGACUAAUGGUGGCAUGACCAGCAUUGUAUCCUUUCACCUCCAGAGCUUGGUCUAUAAAGACCAUGGAUAUGGUCAUCUCAAGGGUUUGGAUAUUUCUCAGUCUCCUUUUAUUUCGACGAGUGUUCACACUUCCUUCCCCCAUAGCUUGAUCAUGCUUCCGGGACCAACACUGCCGCUAGAUGUUACUCCCUCCUUCCCAUAUUAA
This is a messenger RNA of Daucus carota subsp. sativus, 765 nucleotides long. RefSeq lists its product as uncharacterized. Lineage: Eukaryota; Viridiplantae; Streptophyta; Magnoliopsida; Apiales; Apiaceae. The record is from RefSeq and is a predicted model, not a curated record. The coding region runs from base 1 to 765 and encodes 254 amino acids. The transcript has a single exon.